Molecule: messenger RNA, 402 nt
Organism: Alternaria incomplexa
Lineage: Eukaryota; Fungi; Ascomycota; Dothideomycetes; Pleosporales; Pleosporaceae
Exons: 1
Coding region: 1-402 (133 amino acids)
Source: RefSeq, a predicted model, not a curated record
AUGGUCGAUCAGUUCGUCUUCGGAGCGACAAACUCUCACUCCGUGGCUUCCUCGUCCUCUAACCGGCUUAGCGACAACAGGAUACCGAAGAUCCGCCUGGAGCACAUCCCCGAGAUCUUCCUCAUCAAUCAUAUCCCGCGCACCCGGCAGCGUAAACCCACCACGAGCACGAAGAAGAUUGUUAACAAACGCCUUGUCAUCGCACAGUUCGACCAACUUCGGCGGCUGUCCUACAACCUUCAAUGUCUCAGCCACACCCGUCAAGCUGUCUGUCGUCUGAAGCGGAUGCUUCGCAAAGAGUAUAGUGUUAGCCCAGAGAUGCGUCGCUCCCUUCUCCAGCGCCCACGCAAUCUCAGUCUCUGUAUCUCCAAAACACCACUCUUCAUCUUUUUGUGGGUUUGA